Molecule: messenger RNA, 2037 nt
Organism: Coffea eugenioides
Lineage: Eukaryota; Viridiplantae; Streptophyta; Magnoliopsida; Gentianales; Rubiaceae
Product: lipase-like
Exons: 8
Coding region: 357-1733 (458 amino acids)
Source: RefSeq, a predicted model, not a curated record
UUCAUUUCAUUUCUGUUGCCUGACUGAAUGAGAAAAUUGUGGAAAAUAUACCACGUUCGAAAUUGGCAGUAGCAGGAUAAAUUCUGCAAGGCCAAUUGAACAAACUAACAUAACUGAAAAAAGAGUGCCAAAAUUUUCAACCCUUCUUUCAAACUAACCAAGAAAAGAACUUUUGUCCGGAGUUUGAAGCUUCUCAUACAUUUGAGCCUUCUCCUUCUUCUCCUUUUCUUGGAGAAGGCUCUCUGGUUCGGUAGGGUUUUUAAUUCUUCAAAUAUUUGUAUGUGCAUUCAUAGAUAGAACAAAAUUGUAAGUAAUAGUGACAAAUAUUUCUUGAGGGAAAAAACUAAAAGAAGAAGAUGAUUAGGUGCUGGACACCUGCUCUGCAAUUGGCAGAGCUAUUUGUGAGUUCUUUGGUGCAUAUGGGGUAUGGGUUUUACAUAUUUAGCACAGCUGUUGCUGGGGAUGCCUCACAGGCUCUGAGUGAUUUGCUUUUCAAGCCUAAUCUUGAUCCUGCUCCGAAAAAAGAGGGAUCAAAUGAAACCCCCAAUGCUGAUGGCCUUCCUCCCAUUGUCUUGGUUCAUGGAAUUUUUGGCUUUGGCAAAGGGAGACUGGGAGGGCUAUCUUAUUUUGGUGGGGCAGAGAAGAAAGAUGAGAGGGUUCUUGUGCCUGAUUUAGGCUCAUUGACAAGCAUUUAUGACAGGGCUCGCGAAUUGUUCUAUUACUUGAAAGGGGGGCAGGUUGAUUAUGGGGAAGAACACAGCAAGGCUUGUGGCCACUCCCAAUUUGGAAGGGUGUAUGAGAAAGGGCACUAUCCUGAAUGGGAUGAGGAUCACCCUAUUCACUUUGUGGGGCAUUCCGCUGGAGCUCAGGUUGUUCGUGUUUUGCAGCAAAUGCUGGCAGCAAAGGCAUUCAAGGGACAUGAAAACACUUCAGAAAACUGGGUUUUGAGCAUAACUGCGUUAUCUGGAGCAUUCAACGGGACAACAAGGACUUACAUUGAUGGAAUGCAACCAGAAGAUGGCAGGUCUUUAAAACCUAUCUCUUUGCUUCAGCUGUGCCGCAUAGGUGUAAUUAUUUAUGAUUGGCUUGAUAUUUCUUGGCUAAAAGCCUACUACAAUUUUGGUUUUGAUCACUUCAACAUGUCUCGGAAGAAGAUUGGCGUUAGGGGUCUUAUUGACUGUCUCAUAGGAAAUGCUGGUCCAUUUGCAUCAGAAGAUUGGAUACUUCCAGAUCUAACACUUCAAGGGGCUAUAAGAUUGAACAGCCAUUUACGAACAUAUCCCAAUACAUACUACUUCAGCUAUGCUACCAAACGUACACGCAAAUUCAUGGGCAUUACAGUUCCUUCUGGAAUAUUUGGCAUACAUCCUUUAUUUUUCAUCAGAGUCCUGCAGAUGAGCCAAUGGCGGCUUCCUCCAGAUGUCUCUCCCCCUUAUAAAGGCUACAGGGAUGAAGAUUGGUGGGACAAUGAUGGAGCACUCAACAUUAUAUCCAUGACACACCCUCGUUUUCCAGUUGAACACCCAAGCUGCCAGGUUAUAAAGGAUUCUGAUUGCCAACCCUUGCAGCCAGGCAUUUGGUAUUAUAAGAUCGUGGAAGGCGAUCACAUUCUUUUUAUCAUCAACCGGGAAAGGGCUGGAGUUGAAUUUGAUUUGAUAUAUGACAGCAUCUUCGAACGCUGCAGAAAGCAUGCAUUUAGGAAAACUCCCAUCUUGCCGGACCAUGUACAGUAGCAGUUCAUACGCGUUGCUUUGGCUGUCAUAGAUAUGCCUAGGCUCAUAUAGAUUUAGAAUUAAGAGUAUCAACUAGAAUACUCUUUGGCAGUAGAUUCCUUCCUUCUCUUUUUUUGUCAUUUUUAUGGAAAAUGGUUGUAAAUGUGAACAGAUAUAAUUCCUGCCUUGUCAGAAAGUGGUAGUCCUGAUUACCGUCCAUCUUUACUUCCUAGUUUCUCUGUAAAUGACUUUGUAUCAGAAAUGCAUGCAAAUGACAGUAACAGUUCAUGACGUGCUUAAAUGCAGUGCAACCCUUUUAACCUUU